Drosophila novamexicana is the source of this 833-nucleotide messenger RNA. RefSeq lists its product as uncharacterized. The transcript has 2 exons. The record is from RefSeq and is a predicted model, not a curated record. Lineage: Eukaryota; Metazoa; Arthropoda; Insecta; Diptera; Drosophilidae. Bases 379 to 816 code for a protein of 145 amino acids.
CCUAAUGGAAUUGAAUAUUAUAUCUAGUAUAGCCUGACUGAAGCUUUUUAUAGGGUAUCUUUUAGUCAGCUAAUCAAAAUAAUCGAAUUUACAAAUUGUAUGUGAGUUACUUAGCUUUUUACACAGUUUCUCUCUCUCUCACCGGCAACAUACCCCUUCUCCCCCGCUAAUAUGUGCUCCCCUUAACAAUUAGCCGGAGGCGCGUAAUUGAAGCUCUAAGGUUCGGCCAUAAGACUAGAGUUACGAGCUGCCAGCUGCUGUCUGGUGGCGACCUUAACUGCAGCUCAAGAGUCUGUCAAUCCGAUUAGCUAUAAAAAGGCUUAGGGCACAAGUCGCUUGGGUUUAUUUGUUGCCCGGACCGCCACUCGACUAUUCAGCAUGCGCAUCCGCACAGGGGAUCAACAACUGCUCAUUCUCCUCCUCACGCUGACACUGGAGCCCAGCUGGACAGCCACAAUUCUGCACAGUCUGGCCGGGCCGGGCAGCGCCAGUGCCAUCUCGCAUCAGAGCUUUGUCCGCUUGACGACCAAGCCGCCGCCGUCACCGCCGCCAUUGCAGCUAAUCCUGCAGGAGAUCCCGCCCACAAUGCGCAUUGUCAAUGCAAACGAGCGACGGCUGGAGGUGCAGCAGCUGCUGCCAAGUGGCAGCCACACACCCGCACAUCUAACAUAUGCCGCACGGCCGGUGGUGCACCAGAUGCUGCCCAGGAUUAAGCCGGUGCGGAACAUAAGCUACGCCUCGUUGUUACGCGCCUCUCGAGCUCUGAGUCAGGCACACACGCACACGCACACGCACACUCAGUUGAAGUUUGUUUAGCAUUUUUUAUUUCACGC